UGUAUAUAGAGAACGGACGGGUCGUGGAUGGGGUGACUUUCGUUGAUUCACUCGCCUUGCAAAGUGCAAACAACGGUCUUGUUCGAUUUGAUACCCAGUGCUUAUUCUCUUGGUUCUAUUCUGGUUGUCUGUUGGUCUCAGUCAGAAACCGUGCACUUGCAGCAUACUUUCUUACGACAGCGACUUACGCCUCACGGGUCGGAAGCAAACCGAACUUCUCACUUCGUUUCGAUUGCGGACAUCAGCUAUUCUGAGAGCCAUUUGAUCAGCAUUCUCGGCAUCGUCGGCACAAGAUAUAAUACCACUGCAUCCUUGAUCGGCAGUACCACCACAAUCUCGAAGAUCCUCCAGACUAUCGGAACACAUCCACGAUUUCGACAAUGAUCUUCACAAACACCCUCUCUCUCGUCCUGGCCCUUGCGCCUGCCACCCUUUUCGCCGCACCCACAAAGACUAUCGACUCGAUAGCCCUUAUUAACCCGAGAAAUGCGAUCUCUCCUCGCCUGAUUGAUCAGAUGGAUCAAGCCAGUGCCACAUGCGAUCUGUCGAAUGUCGUUCUUCCCGCCGAAGCAUCCGGCCUCCCAGUUGUAGGCUCCGGUCUCAAGCUUUCCCACAUCGCGGUCGGUCGCGGUGUACAAAACUACACAUGCGCAACCGCCGCGGCGACCGAGACACCCAAGGCCGUCGGCGCAGUAGCUUCGCUCUUCAAUGCGACCUGCGAUGGUGUACGCGCGCCUGCUGUGCUUGCAUCUGUCACCAAGAUCGCUCUCGGCUAUGCCAUCCCCAACAAUAAAAUCGCUGAGAGCAGACUGUCUGGACACCACGAGUUCACCGAGAAGGGUAUCCCGUUCUUUAAGCUGCAGACCGACAAGGUCAAUUUCGGCUCUGUCCAUGUCAACGCAACCUCGAAGACGCCUGCGCCAGAGGGUGCUAGCACUGGGCCCAAUGGUCUCGGUAGCGUGCCGUGGCUGAAGCUCGUACACCUCGAUGGCGACUACCAGGAGGUCUACCGGAUAAACACUGCUGGAGGUGUUGCGCCUAAGACGUGCGAGGGAGUUCAGGGUAGUUUCAGCGUUGACUAUGCGGCCGAGUACUGGUUCUACGCAUAAGCGUCGAAGAGUUGUAGCAACGUGGUGAUGGCUGGUGUGGUUUGUACAGAGCAUUUGUCGGCGUUGGAAGGCGUUCCUGGUCCUGGUUCUUCUAAUUCGGCGCAUGCUUGUC
Molecule: messenger RNA, 1221 nt
Organism: Macroventuria anomochaeta
Lineage: Eukaryota; Fungi; Ascomycota; Dothideomycetes; Pleosporales; Didymellaceae
Exons: 2
Coding region: 381-1109 (242 amino acids)
Source: RefSeq, a predicted model, not a curated record